This is a messenger RNA of Archocentrus centrarchus (flier cichlid), 632 nucleotides long. Its product is annotated as neuritin-like. The transcript has 3 exons. The record is from RefSeq and is a predicted model, not a curated record. Gene Ontology annotation, cellular component: plasma membrane. Lineage: Eukaryota; Metazoa; Chordata; Actinopteri; Cichliformes; Cichlidae. Gene Ontology annotation, biological process: nervous system development; neuron projection extension. The coding region runs from base 198 to 632 and encodes 144 amino acids.
AACGUCAGCAGUCGGCCGGAGAAGGGAAAGACUGUGCAUACACACCUCCUAAGUGUUUAUCGGCGCUUAAUCACUGAUACACAUCGACACACAUUAAUAAUGGGCAGCUAAUCACCUCCGUGUGACUCAGAGCCGCUUCUUCAUUCCGGCGCCUCAGCAGCAUCCCGCGCCCUCCGCCCGGCUUGAAAUGGGAUGAUAUGGGGUUUUUCAUGUCGACGAAGAUCGGAUGGAUUCUUGCCUUUGCCACGGUCUUUCUGUCCUUUGCGGUGCCAGGAGAUUCUGUAGAUGUGAAGUGUGAGAACAUUUAUAAGGACUUCUCUAAAUGUGUCCUGGAGCUGGGAGAGAGCAUGGACAACUACCAGGAGAACGUGACCAGCGAGAGUGGAGUGGCAGCUGUGUGCAGCCACUGGGAAGCUUUCCACACUUGUGCCCUGAAUGCGCUGUCCGACUGUCAGGAGGAAGUCAGCUCCAUCUGGGAAACUCUGAGGCAGGACUCCAGGAAGAUACGCUUCCAGGGAAGUCUGUUUGAUCUGUGCAGUCCCAGCUCCUCUCCCAAUCUAAGUUCACCUGUCAGUGUCCUCAUCCUGCCACUGAUACUGGCCUUGACUGGGCCCAGCUGGGCUUCUGUAUAG